Molecule: messenger RNA, 739 nt
Organism: Sinocyclocheilus rhinocerous
Lineage: Eukaryota; Metazoa; Chordata; Actinopteri; Cypriniformes; Cyprinidae
Exons: 4
Biological process (GO): response to bacterium
Source: RefSeq, a predicted model, not a curated record
GGCUCUGGAAGUGUUACAUAUCAAAAUGGCUUUAACAAUACAGAUAAAUACUGUAUCAGAACUGGAACUGGCUCUUUUAAUUUGACCAUCAUACACUUCGAAGAAUAUGAUUUUGCAACCAACUAUUGUGCUGUGAGCUUCUUGAACAUUAUUAAAUUUGGAGAAGGAACGAUUCUUCUACAUAAAGAGAGUGACGGAAUAAGAAGCACCACUGUUCUCCAGCAGCCUGUAUCUGACAGACUUCAUCCAGGAGAUUCAGUGACUCUGCAGUGUUCGGUCAUCAGUCAGAUCUGUGCAGGAGAAUACAGCGUCUACUGGUUCAGACAUUCAUCAGGACAUUCUCAUCCAGGACUCAUUUACACCCGUGAUAACAGGAGUGAUCAGUGUAUGGAGAGAUCAGAGAACGGCUUUUCUACCCAGAGCUGUGUCUACAGUCUCUCUCAGACUGAACUCAGACCAUCUGAUGCUGGGAUUUAUUACUGUGCUGUUGCCACAUGUGGGAAGAUACACUUUGGAAAUGGAACUAAGUUAAUUAUUGAAGAUUUACAGUUCAUGUGGAACCCAAUUACUUUAGUUCUGGCAACAAUGAACAUCAUGACCAUGAUUGUGAUUACAAUUCUGCUGAUAGUGAUUCAAAAGAUCCUCAUUAGAGGAGAAGAACUUCUACUGUGGGAGAACGUCUACUGUCCUUUUCUGCAUAUUAGUGGCUCUCAUGUCUUCCACCAGGCUCGUAUGACUG